Molecule: messenger RNA, 1374 nt
Organism: Polypterus senegalus (gray bichir)
Lineage: Eukaryota; Metazoa; Chordata; Cladistia; Polypteriformes; Polypteridae
Gene: grpel2
Product: GrpE-like 2, mitochondrial
Exons: 4
Coding region: 42-716 (224 amino acids)
Biological process (GO): protein folding; protein import into mitochondrial matrix
Cellular component (GO): PAM complex, Tim23 associated import motor
Molecular function (GO): adenyl-nucleotide exchange factor activity; protein homodimerization activity; protein-folding chaperone binding
Source: RefSeq, a predicted model, not a curated record
AUAUCAUCUGCGCAUGCGUACCAGUUUUACACUAUUCGAAUAUGGCUGUUAGGUGUUUGAAAGCGGCUCAGAAGAAUCUACAAUAUUUAAAUCAUUUGUUAUCGCUGGCUGCGAGGAAUAACCGGGGUUCUCUGUGUUUGCUGAGUACAGCAGCAUACCAAAGGACAACCGGUGAGGACCAAAAUGUUGAUGAAAUCCAGGAUGAGCAAAGUCAGUCAUUAACUAUAAGGGCUCUUGAAGUGAGAGCUAGUAAACUUGAAGAGCAAGUCCGUGAUCUCACUGAGAGGUAUAAAAAAGCUUUAGCUGACUCUGACACAGUUCGAAGAAGAACUCAGAAGUUUGUGGAGGAUGCAAAGCUCUUUGGUAUCCAGAGUUUUUGUAGGGACUUGGUGGAGGUUGUUGACAUCCUUGAGAAAACUACAGGGAAUGUGCUUGAGGAAGAGUUGCAAGACCCAAACCCUACCUUGCGAAGCCUUUACGAGGGACUCUCACUUAUUGAGUUAAAGUUGCAAAGAGUGUUUUCAAAACAUGGGCUUGAAAAAAUGACUCCAAUUGGGGGCAGAUAUGAUCCUUAUGAUCAUGAAAUAGUAUGCCAUGUUGCUGCAGAUGGCGCCGAGCCUGGCACGAUAACGGUUGUAACUCAGCAUGGGUACAAGCUUCAUGGGCGUACAAUCAGACAUGCACUUGUAGGAGUAGCAGUUGAAUCUCAAGAGUAGUAGUCCUCCUGCAUUUGUUAGGUUGGAAGUUGAGAAGAAAACUAAUAUAAUUGAGAAUAUUUAUGGUUAAUAUCUGUUACAUGACAUAAAUGAAAGACAUCGAUUAGCAUACGGAGUAUCCUGUUUCACUAUUGCACAAAAUCUGCGUUUUUUUUAGUUUUUGGGAGUUGUACAAAAGAUUCAAAUGGUGCUGGUUUAUUCAUGACAUAUGAUGUUGGUGUACACACUGCUGUAGAUUAGAGGUCUGAAAUUACCUUACCGUUUUUUUCCUAAUUUAUUUAUGUAUAUAGCUUUAUAUUAUCAUCAUAUUUUUGUAGCAUGCAAAUGUGCAGUUUAUUCCAUUUGAAACAUCUUGUACUAAAUCUGUUAGAAUAUGUCUGUCUGCUUUUCAGACCUGGUGCACAAAUAUCCUCAUGUGUGUUAUUUUCUGAAAUAUGCAGUGAUUUGUCCUUCUGAGCCUUCUUUCCUUUUAAGGAGUUUGUUAGCUUAUACACAGGUACUGGGCAUGCUUUUAAUAUAUAAAACUGAUUACAAUUAGAUUGUUUUGAGAAGAUGUGGAAAUGUUCUUUGAAUUUGGAUUUUUUUAAUAUAUCUAUAUGUAGUCAAUCUGAGUGGUUUCCUGUGUGAAGGUUAUUGAUUAUUGAAGGUUACUGUGCAU